UAACUAGAACCCUAAAAUCAAAUUUAACUAGAACCCUAAAAUCGAAUCGAAGCACCUCAGCAAUGGAGAUGCGCCUCUCCCUCGAACGCGAUCGGAAGAGUGCUGAAACCUCUUAUGCUCAGAAUCCGCUUGAUGGUGAUAAGUUGGCUAGGUGGGGACGUGCAUUGCUGAAUCUAGCACAGUUCGAGCAUGGAGCCAAAUCGAAACAAAUGAUUUCUGAUGCAACCUCAAAGUUGGAGAAGGCAUUGACUUUGAACCCUAAAACGAAGCAUGAUGUGCUUUGGUGUUUGGGAAAUGCCUAUACUUCAUAUGGUUUAUUAGUUACUGAUAUGGAUGCAGCUGCUCUUUACUUUGAAAAAGCAACUAUGUGCUUUAAGCAGGCAUCUGAUGCGGAUCCCUCAAAUGACCUUUACCGCAAAUCUUUGGAUGUUGCUGCUAAGGCUCAAGAAUUGCACAUGGAAAUGCACAGACAUGGUCCCAUUCAACAAACUAUGGCAGCAGAACCUUCAACAUCGACAAGCACAAAGAGUUCAAAAAAGAAGAGCAGUGAUCUCAAUUAUGACAUUUUCGGAUGGGUCAUACUUGCCGCUGGCAUUGUUGCAUGGUUGAUAAUUGAUAGUAAACCACCGCAUCCACAAUGAAACCCAUAGUACAUACAGCUUUACUGGUGAAGAUACUCUAUUAGAGUUUUUCCUUUUGCAUAUACAGGGCGCUAGGCAUUUUAUGCCUGUCAUUUAGCUUGUUACUGAAACUUUAAAACUUUCUGGUGAAAACUUUAAAGACUUUUUUCUCUGGUGUAUAGAUCAAAUAAGACUGUUUUUCUUUUAAGCUCUCGA
This is a messenger RNA of Solanum tuberosum (potato), 836 nucleotides long. Its product is annotated as mitochondrial import receptor subunit TOM20-like. The transcript is spliced from 6 exons. Gene Ontology annotation, biological process: protein insertion into mitochondrial outer membrane. The coding region runs from base 63 to 641 and encodes 192 amino acids. Gene Ontology annotation, molecular function: protein binding. Lineage: Eukaryota; Viridiplantae; Streptophyta; Magnoliopsida; Solanales; Solanaceae. Gene Ontology annotation, cellular component: mitochondrial outer membrane translocase complex. The record is from RefSeq and is a predicted model, not a curated record.